AAUAAAGAAACUGUUUGAUAUUGUGAAACUGUGCUGUGCCGAAGAAAUACUAAAACCGACAGGAUAUAAAGUUAUAAAAGAUGGGGAAAACAUAUUGCCAGUCAUGUAAAAAGAAAUGUUCGGGAGAGGUUCUUAGAGUUCAAGAUAAGUAUUUUCAUAUGCAUUGUUUCAAAUGUAAGGUGUGUGGCAGUUCCCUAGCAAAGGGAGGAUUCUUCUCCAAGGACGGCGAAUACUACUGUACAACUGACUACCAGAAGAAUUUUGGAUCGAAAUGUGCUGUGUGCAAUCAAUAUGUGGAAGGAGAGGUAGUAACCGCUUUAGGGAAAACUUACCAUCAAAAAUGCUUUACUUGCGAUAGAUGUAAGCAAAGCUUCCCGUCGGGAGAAAAAGUUACGUACACCGGCAAAGAGGUGCUUUGUCCAAAAUGUGUUCAAAUACCUACCCAAAACGCCACUCCAAAAAGUAGUCCAACUACCAAUAGUGCCAACGAGUGUGCUGGCUGUAAGGAAGAAUUGAAAGAGGGCCAAGCUUUGGUGGCUUUAGAUCAGCAAUGGCAUAUUUGGUGUUUCAAAUGUACCACUUGUGGUACCGUACUACAUGGAGAGUAUAUGGGUAGAAAUGGAGUUCCAUAUUGCGAAAAGGAUUACCAGAAACAAUUUGGUGUGAAAUGUGCUUACUGCAAUAGAUUCAUUAGUGGGAAAGUUUUGCAGGCUGGAGAUAAUCAUCACUUCCAUCCAACUUGCGCCCGUUGUACGAAAUGUGGAGAUCCAUUCGGGGACGGGGAAGAGAUGUAUCUUCAAGGUGGUGCAAUUUGGCAUCCUCGUUGCGGACCUGGUCCAACUGAAAACGGAGAAAUUCUUAACGGUACUGGCGAAGCCAAUGGCAACUGCACCGACACCGAUAUGUCAAUUAAAGAUUAUGACAGGCACAGUACGUCAGGCGCUAGCGAGUUGCAGUUUUCCAUGAGAUCACGUACUCCUAGCUUGAAUGGUUCAUUGUAUAGUCCCACAAGCAUGUCUAGAAAGAUGUUUGGUUACCGUUCUCCAUCACCAGGAUUGAUAUUAAGGGAUCAUAAUAAAUCUGCCCAUUUAGUGGAUGAUAUAUCAAGAAUAUACACGUAUAGUUAUCUUACGGAGGAACCUACUCAAGGUUAUCUAAGGAAACCAAUCGAUCCGUACGACAGGGCUCCCACAUCACCGCAUUUUCACAGACCGACUUCUCAAAAUUCUCUAAGAAGUAGUUCGGGAUCGGGAAGAAGGAGCACUUCGCGGACAGCUAUGAAAGUUCUGGUUGACUCGAUGCAUACGGAUGUACCCAGACCCAAAUCGCCCCAUAUGAAUAACGAAGAACCCAUAGAAUUGGCCCAUUUCCCCGGAGCUAAACCACCUCCGCCAGGGGAACCUCCAAAAAUAGAACGUGACGAUUUCCCAGCUCCUCCGUAUCCAUAUACAGAUCCCGAGCGCAGGAAACGCUGGUCGGAUUCAUACAAAGGUGUCCCGUCUGACGAAGAUGAGGUAGAUGAUGCUACUGCGAGAGAAAUUCAUGAUCAAAAAUUGAAGAAAGAAGAAAAUGAAUUAAGUAAAAUAGCGAGUGGAAUAGGAAAAGUAUUUUUAAAAGAAGUUCAAGAACGGGAAAAAUAUAAACAGUGGAAAGCAGCUAACCUUGACCCUAGGAACGCUUCCAGAACUCCAUCUGCAAAUAAAGAGCCUAACUAUAGAUUUAGAUACGAUAACCCAAUUGGUGCAAGCCCUUCUAGGAACUUAGACCAUCAGAGACCCUUCGAAGAUGACGAUUUUGACAGGUCUUUGAGCUGUCGUUCAUCUAUGGGCCGAUCUAUAGGUGCUAUACCAAAUUACAAUGUAGUAUCAGCGUUACGAACGGUACCUAAACCUGGUUACGGGCUCAAAUCGUCCACUCUAUCCAGUAGAAAUGAAUUUGGUGAUUAUUCAUUUAGUGGAAUGGGUACUAAAACUUAUAGUACUGACUUCAGUUGCGGAAAAUCUGAUAUUUCAACGGGGUCCAUAACCGAUGUCGAACGACGUGCUAUGAAUUGCGAAAUGCCAUUAUCGACAACGUACACUGGUGGUUUAGGCCGAUAUCCUACUGGUGGUUAUGCUUCUCAACAGGUGCGACGCUCUUUACCAAAUAUGGCUCAUUCAAUACUGAUAAAUGAACCAGCAAAAAUUUAUCCUUUCCAUUUACUUGUAGUUACUAACUUCAGAUUGCCUUCCGACGUUGAUAGAUUAAACUUAGAGAGACAUCUGUCAGAUCAAGAAUUUGAGGCGUUAUUACAAAUGGCAAGAUCAGAUUUUUACCGGUUACCACAAUGGAAAAGGAACGAAAUGAAGCGGCGCAUCCGCCUCUUUUAAUAGAAAUCAAGAAAUUAAAUACAUGUUUAGAAAUAAUACGGUGCUGUAAAGAAAGUAUGAAUGAUUUUCAAUGCAAAAUGCACAUGCAUCUAAUUUUACUUAAAGAAAAACUCAACUUACAAAAAAAAUUAGCAUAUUUGAUACUUUACAAAGCUAGUAACUGAUGACUUUCAGCUAUUUGUUAGUUAAAUCUAUGAAUUGCACAAGUUUUCCGUUAUCUACUAUUUUUAAUGACAAUUAACCAUAAAUUCGAUUGGAAAUAUGUUUAUUUGAAUAGUUCAGGACUCGUUCUCUUUAAAAUAUAUUUUAAGUAAACAUAUUUGAAAUUGAACUUUUAGUUAAUUCUAAAAAGACUAGAUAAUGUAAAAAUGCCACAAUAAAAUAGUUAAAAAAAUGGUUUCUUCCCAAAAACAUACAUUAAAUUUGUUGUACACAGAAUUAAUAAAAAUGCGAGACAGUAAUUAAAUAGUUUUACAUUUAACAACAUAUAUAG
Diabrotica balteata is the source of this 2862-nucleotide messenger RNA. The record is from the annotation of a GenBank genome assembly. NCBI's taxonomy places the organism in Eukaryota, Metazoa, Arthropoda, Insecta, Coleoptera, Chrysomelidae.